Brassica oleracea var. oleracea is the source of this 3397-nucleotide messenger RNA. Its product is annotated as probable serine/threonine-protein kinase DDB_G0267686. The record is from RefSeq and is a predicted model, not a curated record. Gene Ontology annotation, molecular function: ATP binding; protein kinase activity; protein binding. Gene Ontology annotation, biological process: protein phosphorylation; signal transduction. NCBI's taxonomy places the organism in Eukaryota, Viridiplantae, Streptophyta, Magnoliopsida, Brassicales, Brassicaceae. Bases 362 to 3301 code for a protein of 979 amino acids. The transcript is spliced from 9 exons. Gene Ontology annotation, cellular component: cytoplasm.
CAUCGUUUCUGUGUGGGAGCGACCCCCUAAAUCAGUGAAAUGCGAAAAUUUGAAAUUGAGCGGAAGAUCCGGUAAAGGAGGUUCGAUGGCGCUUAAUCCUCGGAAACGUUGAUCUUUUUCGGUCCUCUGUCACAAGUGUGUAAUCAACGCUUUCUCUCAUCCCUCUUCUCCUUCGUCUUCCUGUUUUCUUUGUUUGUUCCUCUCUCUCUCUCUCUCUCUCUCUUUCUCAGAUUCGUUUCUCCGCCUCCCUCUGUUUGAAUGUGAAGGUGAAACACAUAUAUUUUCUAAACUGAAGAUUCUUUGUCAAAGCCCUUCUUUCCGCUUAAUGGCAGCUCAGAGAUUCUAACUAGACGAUCAAACUAUGUCAGAUACAUGGACUCGGCAAAACGUGAAUAAAAACGUUUCACUUCAGACCGGCGAAGAGUUCUCCAUGGAGUUUCUCAAGGACCAUAACGAUGACCAUAGAUUCGGUGACCUUUGCUACCAGAAUCAGCCAGCCGGGUUUCACGACCUGAGGAGGAUAGAGUCAGAGUGCCCUUCUGAUGCAUAUGACUUCGGACGUGACCCGAGAGCUGCUUCCACAUACAUGCCUCACUUUAAUAACGCAUGCUACAACCUUGGUGGUGAGAAGCAGGUUAUAACCAGGAAGGCUUUCGGCGAAAUAAACUCAAACCAAGGAUGUGUCAGUGUCACAGGGAAGUCUGCGCCUUCUGUCUUCUUACCAGAGCGUGUUCACCCCAACAACUAUACUGGAGGAGGAGGAGGAGGAGAGUUUGACAGGUUCGGAAAAGUUAAGUUUCUUUGCAGCUUCGGUGGGAAGAUCAUGCCGAGAUCCAGCGACGAGAAGCUGAAAUACGUGGGAGGAGAGACGCAUAUCGUUUCCAUCCGCAAGAACCUUUCCUGGGAAGAACUCAAGAAGAAGACCUCAGCUAUAUGCCAACAGCUGCAUUCGAUCAAGUACCAGCUUCCGGGCGAUGAGCUUGACUCUCUGAUAUCAGUAACUUCCGACGAAGAUCUUCAGAAUAUGAUGGAAGAGUACAAUGGACUAGAAAGGCCUGAGGGCUCACAGAGGCCUAGACUGUUCUUGAUUCCUAUUGGACAGCCUGAAAUGAAAAUCGCUGGUGAUACUACAAGUUAUCAUGUAAACCAUUUGGAUCAGAUGCUAAGGCUUGAUACUCAGCUUUUCAAUGGAGUUCAGUAUAACAUGUCUGCUUAUCCAUCGCCUCCUAUCUCUCCUUCCCCGUUCAUGCACAAGGAUUGCUCGCAGUUCCUUGGCGACAACUCGAGCUCCGAGAGCAAUAACUCCUUCACUCUACCUCAACCAGAGCCUUCGGUGAACUUUCAAACUUACAAGCACGAGGCGGAGAACUCUUACGGGAUGGGCUUUAGCAAGAACCAUGAAACUCCCAUUAGGUUCUACUGCGAGAAACCGUGCAUACCUGAGGAACCUAAGGUCUCGUUUUCUGGCUCUACGAAUUCGAAUGAUUCCUUCUUGGGGAUACCACACUCGCACUCAGACUCUACGUUGGAGGUUAACGGUGGACAUUCCAGCUAUUUCUCACAAGAGAGACAGAGCCCAUCUUCGCCGUUGAACUUUACAAAGAAACAAACGGAAGAGAAGACAGUGCAGGAGCAUAGGAACAUCGAUCUAUCUAGCCGUCGUACACAAAGUAAUAUACUCGAUUUCGGAGGAGGACCAGGACCAGCAUUGCAUAGAGACGUUUCUGAUGUAGGCAAUCAUUAUGAUGAGAUUUUUCUGAAUCAAGAAAGGAACAGUGGGAAAGUUAUGGGGACAAGAGUGAUCCCUACUAACAUAGAAUGCAAGAACUAUGGAAACCAGACCUCAGUGGUUAAUGAUGACCCAUGGAAGCAAAUAAUGCAAGAUAAUGAUCUUUUGAUGGCUGGAACCUCAUCUGGGAAUCUAAUUUCGUUGGACGAAGGCAUUGCAGAUGACACCCCAAAUCAGGAAAGGAGACUAUUUGAUCAUAUUCAAGAACCUGUAAAUCAAGCUGUCAGGGCAGCGAAUUUGGAAGUUUCAGGGGUGUUGUUAAGUAAGAGAGCGAACUCUGAUGUGGAUUUCUUGUUCAACAUCUCUUCGGAAUCAGCAAAGAGAGAUAUUGUUCAUGAGACAGGGCUUUUAGAGCUUGAUCCAACACAAAAGAACAGAGUACAAAGGGAAAGUGGUUCAGGCCAUAUGAGAAUCCAAAGCAUGGAUUUGAAUCAGGCAGCGCCAGAGAUAACCAAUGAAACUUACAAAUUGAAGAUCCCAUCUGUCCAAAGGCAAGAUUCACUCGUAACCACUCCACACACAAAGUUGGACAGCAUUGAUCCUCUCUCCCUCUCUGAGGAGGCUGAAGCUAAUGUUGAUGAGAAAGUGAAUAGUUUUGCCGACACACUCAUAGUUGAAAUGGAAGCCAGUGUGUAUGGCUUGCAGAUGAUAAAGAACGCUGAUCUUGAAGACCUAACAGAACUUGGAUCGGGGACAUAUGGAACUGUCUUCCAUGGCAAAUGGCGAGGAACCGAUGUCGCAAUAAAGAGAAUAAGGAAAAGCUGCUUUGGAGGAAGAUCAUCUGAACGUGAACGCUUGACCAAAGAUUUCUGGAGGGAAGCACAGAUACUCUCAAAUCUUCAUCACCCAAACGUUGUUGCAUUCUAUGGUAUAGUCCCUGAUGGAACCGGAGGAACAUUAGCGACUGUUACUGAGUUCAUGGUGAAUGGGUCACUAAGGCAUGCUCUUGUCAAGAGAGACAGAUUGCUCGACGCUCGGAAAAAGAUAAUAAUAGCAAUGGAUGCUGCUUUUGGAAUGGAGUAUUUGCACUUGAAGAACAUAGUCCACUUUGAUCUCAAAUGUGAGAACUUACUCGUCAAUCUAAGGGAUCCACAACGGCCUAUAUGCAAGGUGGGAGAUCUUGGCUUAUCUAGAAUCAAACGUAACACUUUGGUAUCUGGAGGAGUGAGAGGAACACUUCCAUGGAUGGCACCAGAACUCUUGAAUGGAAGCAGCACCCGGGUUUCCGAGAAAGUCGAUGUAUUUUCAUAUGGGAUCUGCCUAUGGGAGAUUCUAACGGGAGAGGAGCCCUAUGCAGAUAUGCAUUGUGGAGCAAUCAUUGGUGGGAUUGUGAAGAACACGCUUCGACCACCAAUACCGAAAACAUGUACUCCGGAAUGGAAAAAGCUGAUGGAACAAUGCUGGGACAUAGACCCGGAUGCUCGUCCUCCAUUCACCGAGAUAACAAGCAGACUUCGAUCCAUGUCUAUGGAACUCGUCGCUAAAAGCAAGAAAAGAGAAAACAAACCCUGAAGACGUUUACAAACAUCAAGAGAAUCAAGAAACGGGUUUAAGUUCACAUUCCUUCGUAUUUGUUUAAUUCUGUACAAAAAAAAAAAAAACAUAUAU